AGGCCAAUGAAGUAGCAUGGGAGCACCCUUGGUCUCUCCAUAUAUUAGAUGCACCAUCUUUCUCCCUCUUCAGCCUCCCCCCAUCAUUAUUCAGCACUUGAAGCAUAUAGUUAUUACCAAUUCCUAGGAGUUAGAAAAUGGUUGAGAAACAGAAACCCUUCGCCCACUUUGCCAUUCCUGUUAUCUUCCUUAUCUUUGUUAUGAGCCAUCCUAUUCUUGGGCAGUACCGCCAGCUUAACUACCAGCUUGACUACAACUUUUAUGCUUGGACAUGUCCUCCACUGGAGAGUAUCGUUAGGUUCGGUGUCUGGUCGGCUAUGAUGAACGAAACCAGGAUCGCUGCUUCGCUCCUCCGAUUGCUGUUCCAUGACUGCAUUGUCAAUGGAUGUGAUGCUUCCGUGCUUUUAGAUGAUACUCCCAAUAUGACCGGGGAAAAAAACUCUAACCCAAAUCGAAAGUCUGCAAGAGGGUUCGAAGUCAUAGACAACAUUAAGGCUGAUGUCGAGAGAUACUGCCCACAAACUGUCUCCUGCGUUGAUAUCCUUAUUCUUGCUGCCAGGGACGCCGUGGUUCUUUCCGGCGGGAUGUACUGGCCGGUCCAGUUGGGAAGGCGGGAUGGCAUGACGGCGAGCGUUCAGGCAUCAAACCAGCAGAUCCCAUCGCCCUUUGAAGGUCUAGAAAACAUUACAGCCAAGUUCACCUCCAAGGGUCUUGAUAUAAGGGAUGUUGUGCUGCUCUCAGGUGCACACACCAUCGGCUUUGCCCAGUGUUUCACCUUCAAGAGGAGGCUGUUCAACUACAUGGGCUCUGGUAAGCCAGAUCCAACUCUAAACUCAUUUCUCCUCCAAAACCUACAAAGCACUUGUCCUAGUAGCGAUGGAGCCAACAGCAACCUUGCUGCUCUCGACUCAGUCACAAUCAACCAGUUCGAUAAUCAGUAUUACAAAAACCUACUCAACAAUUCAGGGCUCCUUGAAUCAGACCAAGCCCUUAUUGGAGAUCCAAGAACUGCUUCAAUGGUUGAUUAUUAUAGUAAGAAUCCUUAUAUGUUCUAUAACGACUUCGCGGCAUCAAUGGUGAAGCUGAGCAAUGUUGGCAUACUUACUGGACAUGAUGGACAAAUAAGGAAGAAAUGUGGAUCUCUUAACUGAACUUAAAUUACAGUUGUAGAGUUGUAUUAGUGCCUGCUAUAGUAUAACUUAAUGGGUUUUGCUUGCCACCUUGAUCAAGUGAAUCUAGCUAGUUGAUCGUUUCAUCUUUAAAUAUUAAGUCCAAGUUAUCAA
Macadamia integrifolia is the source of this 1283-nucleotide messenger RNA. Its product is annotated as peroxidase 10-like. Lineage: Eukaryota; Viridiplantae; Streptophyta; Magnoliopsida; Proteales; Proteaceae. Gene Ontology annotation, biological process: hydrogen peroxide catabolic process; response to oxidative stress. Bases 138 to 1151 code for a protein of 337 amino acids. The transcript has 4 exons. The record is from RefSeq and is a predicted model, not a curated record. Gene Ontology annotation, molecular function: heme binding; peroxidase activity.